GGGGCGGGGAGCGCGCAGGCGCAGUGCGGCGAUGCGGCGGCGUUGCCAUGGCAGCGGGGGCGCCGCCGCUGCCGCCGGGCCGGGCCAGGCCAUGCCAUGCCAUGCCAUGCCGGAAAGGGCCGUGGCGGGGCGAACAAUGAACCGACACGCCCGGUCCCGUUGAAGCGCCGCGCCGGCCUCGGCCUUCCCCAGCCAGGGUCCGGGACUGUGAGUCCCCGCAGAGACUCCGCCGCCAGCCCCGCGCCCACGUGCCCGCCCCGCCCCCCCGGGACCCGGAAGCACUUUCCCUCCGCGGGGACAGAGCGGCGGCAGCGGUGCCACAGUCACAGCCCCGGCCUCGGCCCCGACGCUCCCCUCCAGCCCUUCGGCCGCCCCACGGCCGCCGCCCCGCCGCCGCUGUCCUGCUGCUGCAACGCCGCCGUCUCCUUCUCCUCAUGAAGCCCGUCGUCGUCUUCGUCCUCGGCGGGCCCGGGGCGGGCAAGGGGACGCAGUGCGCCCGUAUCGUGGAGAAGUACGGCUACACACACCUUUCUGCCGGUGACCUUCUCCGGGACGAGCGGAAACGGCCGGGCUCCCAGUAUGGAGAACUCAUUGAGAACUACAUUAAGGAGGGGGAGAUCGUGCCAGUUGAAAUAACAAUCAGCUUGCUGAAGAGGGCUAUGGAUCAAACAAUGGCUGCCAAUUCCCAGAAGAACAAGUUUUUGAUUGAUGGAUUUCCCAGGAAUGAAGAUAAUCUUCAAGGCUGGAAUAAGACUAUGGAUGGAAAAGCGGAUGUUUCCUUUGUUCUCUUUUUUGAUUGUGACAAUGAGAUAUGUAUUGGCCGCUGUCUUGAGAGAGGCAAGAGCAGUGGUAGGAGUGAUGAUAACCGGGAGAGCCUGGAGAAGAGAAUUCAUACGUAUCUGCAGUCUACUAAGCCUAUCAUAGAUUUGUAUGAGAGAAUGGGAAAAGUCAGAAAAGUGGAUGCCUCUAAAUCUGUUGAUGAAGUUUUUGAAAAAGUUGUACAAAUUUUCGACAAAGAAGGCUAAUUCCCAGCUUGAAACUCCAUUUAAACUUGUGCUUGAAUCUUGCUUGAAUAGCUGCUACUGCAGUCCACUCUUUGUAAUUAUUUUAAAAGAUUUUGUUUUUCACAUAUCUAAUGAUGAUUGGUAAAACAGUUGAUUAGAAAUGGAUCUGUUUUUUAAAUAGGAAAUCAUUUCUUGUGGCUAUAGUAUACAAGUUUCAGGAUUCUCCAUUACUGCAAGUUCAGUUACUCACAUGGCAGAAUCACAGUUAAUACAUCUUUCUAAAGAAACUGUUUAUUCUGUCACAGUUCUGUGCCUAUCAUGGGCAGUCCUUCUUCUUCCUUAUUGCUGUACUCCUACUUCCUUUUUAAAGAUCAACUGAACAGCAUUAAUCAAUGAAGGACCCAUAUACCUUGGGUUUUCUUGGAUGCUUGGACCAAAUUUAGCAGGUUUUGUUUUUUUUUUUUAAGUAUAAUUUUGCCCAAAAUUCCCUUAUAUAUCCCCAGACCUGAAUUCUCUAAGUCAAGCUACAGUCAGUGUGAGAAUCUGUUUUAGCAGUUGUCAAAAAACUAUCAAAUAUGCUUUUCAGGAACAGACAUACAAAGUACUUUAUGGAAAGUGGUGCUUCCUUAUGACUCUGGAUGUAAACUGUCUUGCAAGUUCUUGGAUGACAUGGCCCUGGAUUUUUCCUUGUUUUCAUUUGCAAAAGAUUAAGAAAGUCAGUUUAGUAUUUCAAUACUCAUUUAUCUUAAAUGAUAGCUGUGUUCUUAACUACAGCAUAGUCUUCACAAGAUGGCAAAGUUCUUAAAAAAUGUACAGUAAGCAAAAUCUUCUGACAGUUCUGUCUUUUGUAACAAGUUAAAGGGUUUUUCUUUAUUAUUAUUGAAAUACUGUGUUACCAAAUGCUUUAAGGUUUGUUACCUGGGGAAAUAUUUUUAUGGUUAAACUAGUGAAUAUGUUUCCCUAAAAAUGUGUAAUUUUAAUAGCUGUUUGUUUGAGAAAUUUGUAAGUUAUUGCACUUUUGUUACAAUGUGGUCAGCAGAGGGGAAGAUAAUUGCAGAAAAUAGUUUCAUUCCCUGAAACAGAGUCCUGCUUCCCCAUGUUCUCUUGAAUAAGCCAAAUGCAGUCAGCAGGAGGAGCUGGUGUGAGCAGGAAACUGGUUGAAACAACCUGGUUGAAAUGUUUGCACAGAUGUGGUGCAAUUUUGUCUUUUGUUUAAGCUUUUCUGUCCCCUAUAUAGUAUGCAUAGGUUUGGGGGGGGCCCAACCAUGCAUUCCUUUUGUGCCCUGAGCUUCCACUGAUGGCAUGAAGAUGAGAGUUUUAACUGAUUUUAGUGCUAGAGUGGUUGUUCCUACAUUAACUGACACUCUAAUUGGUUUGUGACAUGCUAAUUACACAGAAUUGCAAUUUGGAAAUCUUGACGCUCAGCUUUUCUUUAGUCAUGAAUUUCUCUAUUUAGGAGAAGGUUUAAAUUAAGCUUAGUUUUUAAUUAGAAUCAGAUGUGUUGGUCCUCAUCUUGCAGUCAGAUUUGUAUUUUCAGGAAUUCUCAUCUUGCUGAGGUUGUUGAGGCUCCUGGACUGGGGAAGAGAUGGGUGCAGAACCAAGGGUAAACUGCAGUAGCUUUUCCAGUCUGGCAGGAGUUCAGGCAAUGGAGUGGCCACAAAUAGCUGUUAACUACUGCAGAAUAUAUGGACCAUGACUGCUUUUGUGAGUGUGGGAGGCCAAUGCUCUCACUUUAUGAAUUUCUUGUUUAAAAAAAUAAAAUAAGAAAACCUGGAAUUUAACUCUUGUUAACUCUGUAUAAGUAUACUGACAUGGAUAGGAUCCAGCAAAACUGCAUAUUUUAAUAUGAAGGUUAGAAUCAGGGUUUUUAAAAAAAUACUUCAAACUGGGUUCUUUAAUCCAAUUAGAGAGAUUUCAUUAACUCUUGCUUCUAAGUUACUGUUUUUUACAAGUUCUGCUCAGAAUUUUCUCUCAUCAUAUACUUUUCUGUGUAUUUAAGUGCUGAAACAAACAAAAAAAAAACAAAACAAGUUUUAGAAAAACACCCAACAAUGUUUUGGCGGUAUUGAAUUUGGAGUGGAUUGUAAUGUGUCUGUGCAAGGACUAGAUUUGUUGUCAUUUUAUUUAUUGAAGAUGCCAUUAAAUGUGUUACCACAUCUUUCAAGAUGGACUUAUGAUCGAAAUAAAAAUUAAAGGCAAUAUGCAAAUGUGUUGUGUCCAUUUAGCAGCAAAACUGUAUAAAGAAUUUGAGGAGAUCCAAUAAACUUUGUUCUGUGGCUUA
This is a messenger RNA of Vidua chalybeata, 3285 nucleotides long. RefSeq names its product cytidine/uridine monophosphate kinase 1 (gene CMPK1). Gene Ontology annotation, biological process: UDP biosynthetic process; 'de novo' pyrimidine nucleobase biosynthetic process; CDP biosynthetic process. Gene Ontology annotation, molecular function: ATP binding; UMP kinase activity. The transcript has 6 exons. The record is from RefSeq and is a predicted model, not a curated record. Bases 435 to 1025 code for a protein of 196 amino acids. Gene Ontology annotation, cellular component: nucleus; cytoplasm. NCBI's taxonomy places the organism in Eukaryota, Metazoa, Chordata, Aves, Passeriformes, Viduidae.